Molecule: messenger RNA, 1518 nt
Organism: Phalacrocorax carbo (great cormorant)
Lineage: Eukaryota; Metazoa; Chordata; Aves; Suliformes; Phalacrocoracidae
Source: RefSeq, a predicted model, not a curated record
ACCUGCUGCAGACUUGAGGGAGGGUGUUUGUGUAUGAAAACGGAAGAUGCCGUCUUCACCUGUGAACCUCGUAUGUUAGACUAUAAGGCUGCAUGCUGUUUCUGCCUAGAAGGUUUGAACUUGCUAUUUUACAGGACGGACUGCAGGAGACCGGGACUGGACCAGAACUCGCUUGCCGAUCAUGAAGGCAAUGAAAACUGAGGCAGGAGAAUGCAGGGGAGGAAAAGGACUAGAGCCAGCGGGUGUCCACCCCGGGACGCCCCUGUGGCCGUGGCCGUGGCCGUGGUAGCUGCAUCUGCCCUGCUGCUGCUGCUGCUCAGGGGGACGGGGCGGAGGACGGGCGGCCUCGUCACCUUGCAGGACCCGCUCGCUAAAUACCCGCUGCGGCUGGUGGACAAGGAGGAAGUCAGUCAUGAUACCAAGAAAUUCCGGUUUGGGCUACCCUCACCAGAUCAUACAUUAGGAUUACCAAUAGGCCAACAUGUUUACCUUUCUGCAAAAAUCAAUGGUAAUCUGGUGAUUCGAGCCUAUACCCCAGUUUCCAGUGAUGAGACAAAAGGUUAUGUUGAUUUAAUUAUAAAGGUCUACCACAAAAAUGUGAAUCCCAAGUUUCCAGAAGGUGGGAAGAUGUCCCAGUACCUAGAUGGCUUGAAGAUUGGAGAUGAUAUUGACUUCAGAGGGCCAAAUGGGCUCCUCGUCUAUAAGGGGGCAGGUACCUUUCUUAUCAAGCCUCACAAGAAGUCUGAACCAGAGAAGAAGUUUGCAAAGCAUCUUGGCAUGAUAGCUGGAGGAACAGGAAUAACUCCUAUGUUGCAGCUGAUCCGUCAUAUCACAAAUCAUCCUAAGGACUCCACAAAAUGUUACCUUCUGUUUGCUAAUCAGACCGAAAACGAUAUAUUACUGAGGACUGAGCUAGAAGACAUUGCUAAGAGGCAUCCCGAUCAGUUUGUGCUUUGGUAUACGCUGGACAGACCUCCACAAGAUUGGAAGUACAGUUCUGGCUUCGUCACUGCAGACAUGAUUAAAACCCACCUCCCUCCCCCUGGCAGUGAGACGCUCAUUUUGAUGUGUGGGCCACCACCAAUGAUUCAGUUUGCCUGUCAGCCCAGCCUGGACAAACUUGGCUAUCCCAAGAGCAGUACAUUUUCUUAUUAACACUGACAUCAUCUGCUACCUUUUUAUUUUCUUGAUCCCUUUCGGACUCUUUCUGUUUUCUGGAGACAAUGGAGACUGUGGACCUGAAUCCGUUCCCGAAGAAAGAGGUGAAAGGUCAUCCGACACUACUGUACCAUCCACAUUCUCCGUUUCUCCUGGGUUAAGAACAGUAAUAUAGUCACAUUUUAUACUAAUAAUUAACAGUUGUUAUCUGGGAGACCAAUGUUUAAAUACAGAGCAUAAUAAAAAAAGUAAAAGAUACUUAAUAAAAUUGUUCUUGUAUUUAAAAAAACGUGCUCAGAAGGUAAACAAAACAGCAGCUGUACAUUUGAUUCAAAAAAUAAUAAAACAUUGGGUAAAAUA